Paramecium sonneborni is the source of this 2098-nucleotide messenger RNA. The record is from the annotation of a GenBank genome assembly. NCBI's taxonomy places the organism in Eukaryota, Ciliophora, Oligohymenophorea, Peniculida, Parameciidae.
AUGGAUGAUCAAUUUAAUAAAAUCAUCGAAGGAGAUGAAAUGAGGAAAUUUAGUGACUAUUUUUAAUACAUAUCAACUAUUGGAUAAGGUGCUUUUGGUGUUGUUGUUAGAGCUAUUAACUUAACUACACAUUAGGAAGUGGCUAUUAAAGUAUGUUAUACCAAACUAUAAUCAUAGAUAAUUAAGAAGAAAUUGGUAAAUAGAUAUGAUUAAUUGAAAUAAGAAUCAACUAUCUUAGCAAGUUUAAGACAUGAGAAUAUUGUUAAGUUUAUAGAUGUUAAGGAAACUGAUACUAGAAUUUUGAUUGUUAUGGAACUUAUUCAAGGAGGUAUAUACGAUUCUACAAUCAUAGGCUCUUUAGAAGAUUUAAUGCACAAAUUGCAUAAGAAUAAUUCAUGGUUUACAGAAGAAUAAUGUAAGACCAUUAUUAGGAAUAUUUUAACAGCAUUAGCAUAUAUGCAUAAAAAUAAUGUUGUUCAUAGAGAUUUAAAACCAGAAAAUAUUUUAGUUAAUGAAGAUUUAAGUUGUGUCAAAUUAAGUGAUUUUGGAUUGAGUUCUGUUUAAAACUAAUUAAUGACAAAGUAAUGUGGAACAUUAAUUUAUAUGGCACCAGAACUAUUAAUGAAUAAGAUAUAUAGCAAGGUAUAUAUUUAUACUAUCAUUAGAAUGUAGAUAUUUGGGGAGUUGGUGUAAUAAUGUACAUGCUACUAAAUAAUGGAUAACAUCCAUAUUAUAAGUCUGGAGAUAGUCUUGAUUAGAUUUUGUAGAUGACUAAACUCAUGCAUGAUUAAAGCACAUUAACUUAGUAACAAUCUAAAAUGAUAUAAGAAUUUUAGAUUGUAAUACAGUUUAUUUAAAAAAUUGACUGAAUUGGACCAAACAAAAAGAUAUAGAGCUGAUUAAGGGUUACUUCAUCCAUGGUUGAAUGAGUAAGGAGAUGCAGAAGUUCCAUAAACAAUGGAGGAAAUCUUUCAUACAUGGAUUUAAUAAUAGAAUCUUCUAAAUCUAAUAAAAUCAAUUAUGUUCUUAUCUAAAUUAGGAUAUAUGAAGAAAUUAGAAAAUAGAGAAAUUUAUAAUCGAAUUUCAGAGUAACAGUGUAAAUUAAAGGAGGAUAAAAACAAAAAGGAAGGGAAAGUAACAAUAAAUAAAGAGUUUUAUGAUGAAUUAUUUGAAGAUUAUCAGAAAACAUUAACAGAGUAAUAGAAAAGAUUAGUGUUAUAAAGUAAAUUGAAAUAAAAUACUAAUAGCCUAAAAGGUAGAGAGUGAAAAAUAAAUAAAAUAAUAGCCAUAAAGCCAAUAAUUGUCAACGGUGUAGGCUAAAUUAUAAUUAAUAAUUCGAGCAAGAAAACCUUCAAAUAGUUUUAAAAAUGUAGAAGAAGCAAUCAAUGAUGAUGUAGAGAAUGAAGAAAUUAAAUUAGAAAUAAAUGAAUCUUAACCUGAUAUGCUUGGUCCAGAUAAUGAAAUGUAAAAUGAUGUAAGUGAAAAAUCUGAUCAUAAUUUAUCUAUGUAAAUAAAUCCAAUUACAAAAUCACCAAAAAAGAAAAAGAAAUCACCUUUAAAAACUUAAACUAAAUUGUUUAUCUAAAAAAAUGAAAGUCUUAAUAAUUCUCAAUAAGGUAUAAAAGAGAAGCCUACAAAUUCUUAAGUACCAAGUCCUACCAAACUUAUUAAUAAUAGUGUAAUAAAUAGCAAUACUACAACUAAAUACUAAAUAAAAUUGAAACCUCUUUAAACUUAAAUAGAUCCUCCAAAAGAAAUAAUAACAAAUAAUACUAUUCUUAAUUAAAAUCUACCUAAUUAUGAACCUAAUUUUCGCUCAGCUAUUAGGCCUGCUAGAUAAGCACAUGUUCCAAGAUUAUCAAGACUUAGUGUAGAUAGAGAUUAAGUUUAACCUGUGGUUUUAGAUUUAUCUAGUAUGGCUAUGGGGGGAUUUAGUCCUGUUCAUAGUAAUCAAUUUUUAUUUCCUACUAAAAUCCCUAAUUAUUGUCCAUAAAAGAGAGUAUAUUAAAAUGAGUUUCAUCCUUCUAAAGUAUUAACAUCUUUGGCUUCAAAAAAAUCAAAUGAUCAUUAUAAUUUUAUCAAUGGUGGACCUAAAUGA